AUGCCAGACCUUUGGCAUUUCGUUCCGCCCAUCUCGGUGGCGGAUGCCGACUCCAAGCUCCAAGCAGAGAUCAAGCGCCGGCGAAGCGAUCGCGAGCGCGAGCGCGCCAGUUUGCCGCUGGCGCGGAAUCUCGCCUGGGCCUUUUGGCGGGAGAUGGUGCCGGCGAGCCUCUUCAAGCUCUGUGCCGACCUCCUGCGCUAUGUCCCGGCCUUUCUCCUCUCAGAGCUGUUGAAGCUCCUGGAAAAGCACGGCAAGGCGACGGCCUCCAAAGAGGCGCUGCUCUUGGCCUUGCUGCUGCCCUUCUCGACCAUCGCUCAGGCGAUCUUGGUGAAUCAGUACUUCUGGCACUCCUUACGCCUUGGCGCGACUGUGCGGGCGGCUCUCAUCGCAGCCCUCUUCCGGCGCACGCUACACUUCGAGUUGGGCCGCCAUGUAGAUGGCGGACAGCUGUGCAACAUCCUAUCGUCUGACUCUACUCGGGUCAGCGCUGCCUGUGGAUGCAUCAACAUGUUGUGGUCGGCUCCCCUCCAACUCUGCAUUGCACUCUUCAUGCUUUGGCGGCAGCUGGGUGUACCAGUGCUGGCGGGCAUUUGCUGCAUGCUUGCGAUGCUCCUUGCGCAAGUUGGCAUUUCGCAUUUGGUGGCGCAGCAGCGGACCCGCAUCGCCCAGAGCGCUGACCGCCGCCUGCGGCGCAGCUCCGCUGCUCUGCAGGCCAGGGCAGCUCUGAAGCUUCAGCGCUGGGAGGCCCUUUGCUUCAAGGAGGUCCAGGAGUUUCGGGGUAAGGAGCUGGCGGCGCUGCGCUGGGAGGCGGUGCUCAAGGCCUUCUCUUCCACCUUGGCCACCAUUGCUCCUACCGUCGUGAGCCUCGCAACUUUUACUGUCUAUACUUUGUCCGGCGGUCUUCUCCGGGCGUCCUCAGUCUUUUCAGCCUUGGCUCUCUUCAAUGCCAUGCGUGCACCGCUUUCGUCCCUGCCGGAGCUUUUCUCGUCGCUGGCACACGCUCAGGUGGCCUUGUCACGUUUUGAACAAAUCCUUUUGGAGGAGCCCACACCGCAGAGGCGGCUCUCUCACGAGGGCCGGCCUGUCAAGCCUAAGCAGCGCGCCAGGCCGAUGCCGCGGCUGUCGCCCGCACUGGCCAAGCCAAUGCAGGCGCUACACUUGCCAAGUACAGAUCCUCGACCGGCGCGGAGGAAAUCCGCGGCGCCCCGUCUUUCAUCUCAAGGAGACUCCUUUGGUGAUGAUUCCUCAAGCUCAGGUGCAGACGACGAGUCAAUGGCGCCUCCAGUCUUAGAGCUCUUCGAUGCCAGCUUCAGCUGGCGAGAAGACGUGGGAGAGUCAGAGCUGCCCCAAGUUGAGCAGCGCCAGAGCGUCCGCAGCUUCAAGCGAUCGCUCUCCCUGCCCAGCCCUCUGCCCGUCGGCAUGCAGGUGCUGCCGGAGCUAUCAACUCUCCCCACUCCGCCCACGCCACGGGCUGUGAGGCAUCAUCAACACGUUCAGGAGGACGAGUCGAUUCUGAGAUGCAUCAACCUCUCCUUGCGGCCUGGCCAGCUCAUGGCUGUUCUCGGUGGCGCAGGCAGCGGCAAGACCACUCUGCUUAUGGCACUUCUGAACGAAGUUCCCUGCAUAGCAGGGCGCUCUUUGGUUCCUGGUAAAACGAAAAAGGUGAAUGGAGCAGUGGCCUAUUGCGGUCAGCAGCCCCACCUCAUUCGUGGCACCGUCCGGGAGAAUGUGCUGUUUGGCAGGCCCUAUGUGGCCCACCGCUACAUGGCCGCAUUGCGCUCCUGCGGGCUGCAAGACUUGGCCCAGGCUGGCGACCGAGCACCCCAAGUUCCCAAACUUUCUGGCGGCCAGCGCGUGCGAGUUGGCAUCGCCCGCGCCCUUUAUGGCCACCCUGAGCUGUGCUUGCUGGAUGACCCUUUUGCGAGCCUUGAUCCUCCUACCUGUUCCCUUGUUUGGCACCACGCCAUUCGAGGACUGCUGAAGCAAAGCGCCGUGGUUUUCACCACCUCUUCAGCUCAACUGGCCAAAGCUGCCGAUUUGGUUCUUGUCCUGGAGGACGGCUUAGCUGCUUUCGGCACCCCAGCAGAUCUGCGCUUCAAUAGCAACCUCACCGAAUCGCUCUUGGCGGACGAUGCGGAAGACGUGUCCUUCCUGGCGCCCUCAAGGAGCUUGGACUCGACCCCCGCGAUUUCAGAGGGCCUUCCACCCGCGCAGAAGAACCCCACAGGCGCUCUGCCGUUGCCGGCUCCGGUGCUGCAAGAGCUGCACGCCCUGUGGCCCAAGGCGCCCAUCCAGGCCCUGGGCCAGUAUCCAGCCGUGCCAAGGUUUGCUACGGCUAUGCCAUGCGCUUCGGAGGCGGAGGUGCCAUUUUCGCGCUGUCCUUGGUCCUGUUCUUCGCCUCCCAAGCCAGCAUUGUCAUUGUGGACUGCUGGCUUGCACGCUGGUCAGCCUUGCCAGCGUCAGCACAAGGCCAAAGUGGCGGAGGGCUGGCUCGGAAUCUUCUCGUGCCCGGGGGCUCAGCUGACAAGGCAUAUCUCAAGCAAGUGCCAUAUUCACAAGUUCCACGAUGCCAACAGCGGGGUGCACCGGUUUCACGGCAAAACGUUCAUGCUGCUGGCCCUGCUGGCAGCAAUCAUGGUCACUCUGCAGGCAGCCUCUUGGCCUAUGCUUUGCCUGCGCGCGUCUUCGCGCCUGCAUGCUGACGGCCUUUGGCAUGUGCUGACUGCCCCUUUGGACACGGCAGCUGCUCCCGGCAACUUGCUCUCCCGAUUUGCCAAGGACCUGGACAGUUUGGACUCGCGGCUGCCGGCACUUCUGGCGCAGGCCUUGGCGUGCGUCGCCGCGCUCUUCUCUGCCCUCACGGCCAUCCUCGUCGCCUCCCCCGCCUUGGCGCCCGCGGCGUUUCUGCUCGGUCUGGUGAUGUGGCGCUUGGCCUCCGCUUAUUCGCCGGUGGCCUCGGAGGGAGCGCGCAUGAGCUCGGUGCUCAACGGGCCGGUGGUGGCGCACCUCUUGGAGUGCCUCGAGGGCCGGGAGUACCUCAGGACCUUCGGGCAGACGCAUGGGGCCCAGCUGCACGCGCUGGCGGUCCUGGAGGCGAGCGCCAGGGCACAGAUUCUGAAUGUGGCGCUGCAGCGGUGGUUUGCUCUGCAGCUCGAACUGAUCGGGGGUGCCAUGCUGCUGUUAGUGGCGGUGACUUGCGUGUGCACCAAUGCCCAUCUGGGCAUGUCCGGCUUGUCCCUGACUUACGCGCUGACAUUGACUGCACUCGCCAAAUACCUGGUGAACUACGGCACCCGCGCCUUCGCGCAGCUCGCCUCCGUGGAGCGGCUGCUGCACCUCACCGAGCUACGCUCCGAGGAGGCUUUGCACCGAGAGGUUGAGCAGCCUUCUGGAGGCAGCCCCCCGCCAGCGUGGCCGACAUCUGGCUGCCUCGACCUGCAGUCGUACCAACCUACCUAUGCGCUCGACAAGCUUGCAGGAUCACCCGAGGCUUUCCCCUUGGCCCCGCUGACGCUGAGCGUGAAGCCCAAAGAGCACCUUGCGCUGGUGGGCACAUCGGGGGCCGGGAAGACCUCGCUGCUGGCGGGGAUCUCGCGGCUGCUGGCCGUCGGCGGCGGCAAGCUGAUUUUGGACGGCUGGGAGGCGCGCUGUGUGGCUCUGGGAAGGUGGCGUGGGGCGCUGCUGUGCCUCCCGCAACAGCCGCUCCUCUUGGCGGGCAGUGUGCGCCACAACUUGGACCCUGAGGGCAUUGAGUCGGACGCUUCCUUGUGGGAGGCAUUGCGACUGGUAGGCCUUGACUCACGCGUGCGACUCCGGGAGGCGGCAUCGCCCCAAGUGCACUCGACGGAAGCUUCCGACAACGAGGAGCGGGGCGAGAUCUGCUGGGGGUGCGGUCUGGAUGUCGAUCUUGAACUGGACGAGCGCAAGGAGUCACCAGCAGCAGAGCCUUCACCAUCACCAUUGCGACGCAAUGGCGCGUCCUUGUCCCGGAUUCAAGAGGACCAGGUCUGCGACACAGACGUCACGCAGUCAGCAGGCAGCGCCAAGAUGUCGCCAAUCGGCAGCAUCGGAGCAAGGAGGCUGCAGCUAUCCGGGGGCCAGCGCAGGCUUCUGGUUUUAGCCAGACUACUUCUGAGAAGGAGAAGUGCUCACCUGGUACUGCUGGACGAGCCCUUCGCUGGUAUGGAGCAAAGUGAGGUCACUCCGUUGCACAGCAUGCUCAAGCAGCAGCUUGCUCAUGCUGCCUUGAUGGCCGUGACGCACAGGCUGCUGCCAAUUCUACACUUCUUCUCCCGCAUCCUCGUCUUCGAGAAAGGCUGUUGCGUGCAGGAUGCUUCACCAGCAGAGCUGCUGGCGGUCGAGGGACAUGUGCAGCAGCUCUUUCUGCAGGCGCCCAGCCGCCUCCAGAGCCACGUGGAGCGCAUGAUGGCCUUGAGACGCUCUGAGGGGCUUCAUGCCGUACAGACGCUGCUGCAGUCUGUGAACAGCACCGGCCAAAGCGAGUCGGAGCCACCUCUGACUUAG
Molecule: messenger RNA, 4524 nt
Organism: Effrenium voratum
Lineage: Eukaryota; Dinophyceae; Suessiales; Symbiodiniaceae
Source: the annotation of a GenBank genome assembly